AUGGAUGUUUCAACUCUGAUGCAAAAUCUUAAACAAGAAUUAACCUGCCCGGUGUGUAUUCAUCUGUAUAAAGAACCCAAACAGUUGCCAUGUUUACAUAUUUUUUGCCUUGAAUGUCUGAACGGCUUGGUAAACUCGAAUGCUCAUCAAGGUCAGAUUAAAUGUCCUCUUUGCCAGAUUGGAGUCGCUGUACCCGAUUGUGGUACAAUGGAAACUUUGCCAGACUGUUUUUACUUGAAAAAUCUGCUAGAUCUUUUGGCCAUCAAAGGAUGCAACACAUCAGAGGAUAUUGUAAGACGACCAGAGUUUUGCCAAGAAGAUCUUCACGAAAGAAAAGUUCUCGAUUUUUAUUGUAAAAUGUGUCAAGUACCUGUCUGCCAGAAUUGCGUAACUCUACAGCAUAGCACACACGACGUGGAACAUUUGGAACCAACCGUACAGGCGCUGAAGAGCGAUAUUGAUUGUAAACUCGACUCUGUGAAGAAAUCGUGUCAAAGAUUUUCAGAUUAUAUACGAGAACUAAAUGAAAAGUGUAGUCUUACUGAUCGGCGGCGCCAAAUUGUCAAAGAAAAAAUCCAGGAAACCUUCAAGUCUUUAAUCGUUACUCUACAGGAACAAGAACGUGAUCUGGUGACCCAAGUGGAAAAACAAAGCAACGAAACACAAGAAGAACUUAUGAAACACAAACGUGAAUUUCAAGAAAAAUUGAGCAAGAGCGAGGAAGCGAUCUCGUAUAUAGAACGCUUCGUUGAACGAACCACAGGAGCAGAACUUGUCACCACAAAAACAGUCAUAGAUGAGCUUUUCCAGCAACUCGGAGAGCCACAAGAGAUGCCGCUCCCAGCCAUUGAAAAGAAGAGUUUAACCGUCUUCUUGAAAAACCACGAAGUCCUUAAGGGACUUCAGACGUCGGGAAUUGGUCACCUACAUACCACUACCACUGAAACAGACGUAAAGCAGUGUUUGGUCGGUGGCUAUGACGUAGUUACCGCGGGACUGGAGACAAAGUUCGAAGCGAUCACAAGAAAUUCUGCCGGGGAACAGCUCUAUUCCUCUGCUGAUGACAUUGUUGUUGAAAUUGUAGACUCACAACAUGGAGAACCGGUAGCUGAAUUGAACGUCGUUGACCAGAUUGAUGGAAGGUACGAAAUUUCAUUCAUUCCAAGUAGAGCCAAACAGCAUGUGGUAACUGUGGAAAUCAACGGAGAAACUGUGAGAGAUCUUCUUCCCAUUCACGUCAGAGAACGCACUUUUAAGCCUAUCGUACAUUUUGGAGAACUAAGUAUUGAUGAAAAGAAGUUGAGCUCCCCCUGGGGAGUGACUGUAAGUAACUCGAAUGACAUAUUUGUUUCUGACAUGGACAAUAAUCGAAUACUGGUGUUUAAUGACGAAGGGAACUUUGUCUGGAAGUUUGGAGAAAAAUUUCUCGAAGAACCAACAGGGAUAAGCGUAGAUGAUAAUGGCAGGAUUUUUGUCGCAAACAGAGCGAGUAACAAUAUAUUGAUUUUUGCUCCAGACGGGGAAUAUGUCUCAACCGUCAACAUUGAGGGCUUACUGAAAAAUCCCCGAGGGAUAUGCUUUGAUUCCCAAGGUAACCUCAUUGUCUGUGAUUCGGGGAAUAAGUGUGUCAGAAUCGUUUCCGUUCAAGGAAAAGUUUUAAAAACUGUAGGAGAGGGUUGUUUUCGGAUGCCUUUCGACUGUGUGUACUAUGAGGAUAAAAUCUUUGUGUCUGAUCGUGAAGGCCACAAGGUCAAGAUUUACAACAAAGAUGGACAACUUUCGCAUGAGUUUGGUGGGCGUGGGACUAGAGACGGGGAACUGUACCACCCAACUGGACUAGCAGUGGACAAAACAGGACACCUCUUAGUCUCUUCAGAGCAUAGUCACAAGGUACAGCUGUUCACUUUCACGGGCAGAUUUGUGUCAAAAUUUGGUUCCUCUGGAAAAGAAUUAGGACAACUUGGUCGGCCCACUUCUAUAUCUCUACUCAAAAGCGGUCAUAUCGUUGUUUGCGAGUACGGAAAUGAUCGCUUGCAAAUUUUUGCGGAAUUAUUCAAUCUAAAUCAGGAGAUUACGUACGCUAUGCGUUUUACUAUGACAACGAGCUCCAAGGAUGAGCCGUUCCCUGUAGUUCUAAGAACUAGUUGCUUAAUAAUCAUACUUUUGUGCAACCUGAACAUUUCUCUUCACCCUAGUCGUUUGAAAAUGGAUGUUCCAACUCUGAUGCACAACCUAAGGGAAGAAGUAACCUGUUCUGUAUGUAUUCACUUGUUUAAAGAACCCAAACAACUGCCAUGUUUGCACAUUUUCUGCCUUGAAUGUCUGAACGGCUUGGCAAGGACAAACGCUCGCCAAGGCAAGAUUAAAUGUCCUCUCUGCCAGAUUGAGGUCGCCGUGCCCGAUAAUGGCUUAAUGGAAACUCUGCCAGACUGUUUCUACUUGAAAAAUCUGCUGGACAUUCUGGCCAUCAAAGAAUGCAACACAUCGAAAGUGACAUGUGGAAACUGCGAUAAGAAAAGCGAUGAAGCAUCUUAUUGCUUUCAUUGUAGCAAGUUCUGGUGCAAGGAAUGUUUGAUCGCACAUAACAUUUUAAAGGAAUACAAAGAGCAUCGUGUGUUAUCCCUCAAAGAUUUUCAAAAAGAGGACUUUGAAGAUGUCAUUAGACGACCAGCAUUUUGCCCCAAAGAUUUCCACGAGAGAAAAGUGCUGAAGUUUUAUUGUAAAGUUUGCCAAGUUCCCGUCUGCAAAAAUUGUUUGGCUUUGGAACACUGCAAACAUGAUGUGGAGCCACUGGAAAAAGUUUUUACUUAUGUUAAGAACAGUAUCGCGUCUAAGCUUGAAGAUACUAAGAAAUUAUCCGAUACAAUUGCAAAACAUGUUCGUGAACGCGAGGAAGAGGGUCUUCUACUUGAAAAUCGUUCCCAAACUAUAAAACUACAGAUACAACAAACGGUCAAAAAUAUUGUUCAGACUCUGCAAGAACAAGAGCGAGGAUUAGUUACUGACGUAGAAAAUCAAACUAAGGAAGCACAAGAAAAACUUAUGAAAGAAAAAGAAGAACUUCGAGAUCACCUGUCGAGGACCGAAGAUAUCGUUUCACAAGUAACUCGCCUUCUCAAACGGAGCACUGGAGCAGAAAUUGUCAGGACAAAAACAUCGGUGGAUGAAAUAUUUCAAGGGCUCAAUGAUCCACCCGAGAUUCCACUAUCCAGAAAUAUAAAAAUUCUUCAGACUGUAUUCUUGAAAAACCAAGAAAUCCUCGACAGACUAAAAGAAGAGAAACUUGGUCGCCUGUUUGAAACUGGAACUGCUGUAGACCAAUCUUCACUACAAUUAUGUGAAGAAGCUACAGCGGGGUUAGAAUCAAAGUUUAAAGUUAUCACGCGGAACUCACUGAAAGAACAGUACUAUUGUCCAGGGGACUAUAUUACUGCAGAAAUCAAUUCAGCUCAGAGCAGAAAAACUGCCGCAGAUGUGAGAAUCAUUGACGAAAAUGAUGGCAGCUACGCAAUUUCCUUUAUUCCAAGUGAAGCUGGACAGCAUCUAGUGACUGUUACAGUAAACGGUGAAAAGCUGAAGGAGUUUCCACCAAUUGACGUAAGAGAAAGAACCUUCAAGCACAUCGGAUUUAUGGUACUAAAACAUGAUGUUCAGCCUUGGGGAGUGACUGUUAACAAUUUAGACGAGAUUUUUGUCACUGAUAUAAAGAAUAACCGAAUUCUGGUCCUUGACAAAGAUGGACAGUUCAUCAGGUCCUUUGGGCAAAAUCAGGUUAAUAGUCCCACAGGGGUAUGGAUAGACAAUGAAGGUAGGAGUUAUGUGGCUAACAGAGGCAGUAACAAAAUAUCACUCUUUCACCAAAAUGGUGAGUUAAUUUCAGCUGUACCUAUAGACGGGUCACUAAGAAAUCCUCGGGGAAUAUGCUUUGAUCCAAUGGGCAAUCUUGUUGUUUGUGAUGCUGGGAAUAAGUGUGUCAAGAUUUUUUCUCCUGACAGUAACAUUCUUAGGACAGUAGGAAAGUGCUGGUUACAAAUGCCAUUUGACUGCCUGUGUUAUGAUUUUAGAAUCUUUGUAUCCGAUCGAGAUGCUCAUCUCGUUAAAGUUUACAAUGAAAAGGGGCAGUUUUUAUACGAAUUCGGCAGAUUUGGUACAGGGGCUGGAGAACUUAAUCACCCAACUGGACUGGCAGUGGACAAAACAGGUCACCUUUUAGUCUGUUGUGAAAAUCACGAUGCCGUGCAAAUAUUUACGCUGAAUGGACAAUUUGUUGGCAAGUUUGCUGGAGAUGAAUCGGACCUAAGACAAAUUAAACGGCGUACUUCAUUGACAGUAUUGAAAAGUGGUCGCAUAAUUGUUUGUGAGUUUGACAACUAUCGCUUGCAAAUUUUGGCGUAACCCAAAAUAUGUUCGAAAAAAUCGUGUUAAAUCCUCAGACCACAGGAAAGUUCAAUUUUCUAACUAUCAGUUAAAUUUUCCUUGUUUAUGAUUCAGAGUUUUUUUAAAUCACAAAUAGAAUUUCCGAACAAUCACAUGUAUUUAGUGUAACACUGUAAAAGCAUCAAGUAACUGUAGACAUGGCAUCUAAUCUUGUUUUAAAAUCAUGAGUUAGGGAAUGGUUGUAAGAUUGAUUACAACAUCGACAGAUCUACUUGUACCCUUA
This is a messenger RNA of Stylophora pistillata, 4660 nucleotides long. Its product is annotated as E3 ubiquitin-protein ligase TRIM45. NCBI's taxonomy places the organism in Eukaryota, Metazoa, Cnidaria, Anthozoa, Scleractinia, Pocilloporidae. Gene Ontology annotation, molecular function: protein binding; zinc ion binding. The record is from RefSeq and is a predicted model, not a curated record.